Molecule: messenger RNA, 1876 nt
Organism: Camellia sinensis
Lineage: Eukaryota; Viridiplantae; Streptophyta; Magnoliopsida; Ericales; Theaceae
Molecular function (GO): protein binding
Source: RefSeq, a predicted model, not a curated record
UGAUGCGCACAACCGUAAAAGGUGCAGGAUUCCCUCUUUGCAAAACGUAGUCGAUGUUCGCUAUCAAAGCCCUCCCCUCUUCGAAUUCCAGAAAGUGAACUCAAAAUCAAUGGCUAGGGCUUCGAGCAAACAUGAUCGCGAUCAAGCUCUGGAUUUCCAGGGAUUUUUGAACGACUUGCAGGAUUGGGAGAUGUCGCUUAAUGACAAAGACAAGAAACUAAAAUCACGAGGUCUUGUCAAGGAAAAGUUGGAGACAAGAGUAGUUGAUGAGGACAGAAAACUGGUGGCAAAAGCUGCCAUAUCUGAUAAUUCUAGUAAUGCAAGACAAUAUGAUUACUCAAGAAAUUAUGAUUCAAUCACGCAUUUAUCAGGUGAUUUCAUGAAAGAAGAGAGUUCUCCCGAUGCUACAUCAGAGAAGGAGUUGGGUAAUGAGUACUUUAAACAGAAGAAAUUUAAAGAAGCAGUUGACUGCUAUUCUAGGAGCAUUGCAUUAUCACCAACUGCAGUAGCUUAUGCAAAUAGGGCAAUGGCUUAUCUCAAAAUGAGAAGAUUCCAAGAGGCUGAGGAUGACUGCACGGAGGCCUUAAAUUUAGAUGAUCGUUACAUCAAAGCCUAUUCACGUCGAUCAACAGCUAGAAAAGAACUUGGAAAACUAAAAGAAUCAAUUGAGGAUGCUGAGUUUGCCCUGAGGCUGGAGCCUCACAACCAGGAGAUCAAAAAGCAGUACGCUGAAACCAAAUCUUUGUAUGAGAAGGAGAUACUGAAUAAGGCAUCUGGAGCAUUGAGAAGCUCUAUGCAGAAAGUGGGAAAGUCAAAGGUGGAAGUGAACAAACAUGUUGGGGCUGUACAAUCUGUAUCAAGAAGUUCGCAGAAAAUUGUAACAGCUGCAAUUCAAGAAGAUCAUAACAAGGACAGUGAUGGACAAGUUCCUGCAAAGACAUCUAUGUCUGUCGAGGAAAUAGAAAACAAAAGUAUGAGAAGUAAAGGACAAGAAGCAAAUGCCUCUUGUGAAGAUGGUGUGCAGAGUUCUGGUUUGGAGAGCUCUAAGAAAAAUCACAAAAAGCAAGAGCUCAAAGCAUCAGUGCAGGAGCUUGCUGCUCGAGCAGCUUCUCUUGCCAAGGCUGAAGUUGCAAAAAACAUCACACCACCAAAUUCAGCUUAUCAGUUUGAGGUUUCUUGGCGAGGACUUGCUGGUGAUCGUACUCUACAAGCUCGUUUGUUGAAGGUGACAUCACCAGUUGCACUACCACAGAUUUUUAAAAAUGCCAUGUCUGCUCCAAUGCUAGUUGACAUUAUUAGGUGUAUUGCCACUUUUUUCACUGAAGAAAUGGAUCUGGCUGUCAAAUAUUUAGAAAACUUAGCCAAGGUGUCGAGAUUUGACACGAUCAUGAUGUGUCUUUCAUCUACAGACAGAGCUGAUCUCCACAGGAUAUGGGAUGAUGUAUUUUGCAACAAUGCAACUCCAAUGGAGUAUGCGGAGAGGCUUGAUAAUCUGCGCUCCAGCUACUGCCCCAAACAAUGAUGUUAUUGGAUACGGGAUUUUGGUAAGAUGUCCCAAACAAUCUGAGUGUUUUGUCUAAUCUGUAUUUCAUUGUAUAUCAGUUAAAACAUGAAACCCUGACACUGCUCUACCAGUUUUGGUCGCUGAACUUUUAAGUGCGACAGCUUUAAACUGUUUGUUGGGAAGUUAUAGAAGAUCCUAGUUCAUUUAUUAUAUUUAACUCGUACAUUUGAUUGUGCUCAAACAAAUAUACCCGUGUGGGAUGUUUAUGGUGGGAUUCAUUUGGAGGGAAAAAAGGGAAAAUAAUGUGGUUUGCUUGAGCUUGAUGUAAUUGUUUGAUCGCUAGAGGUGCAGCGAUGGUGGUGUUACUCUUUA